AUGAAGGUUGAAUGUCCACAAGCAUUUACAUGGGAAUGUGACGAAUUAAAUUGUUGUGAGAGUUAUCACUUCCGUGUAAUUUUACUUUUUAUUGCAAUUGGCUUAUUUUUAACAGCACUUUUGGUUGCUGCUAUUUGGUUAACAUAUGAAUUUAGGAUUUCUUACAGAAGGAAGCGUUUACAAGAGAUGGAUCAAUUUCGGAACGAAGUUGAAAUGCGAAGUUUUGAGGAAGCGAAAUAUUUGCGACGAAUGUCACAAAACAAUUUCACCAAAAGUUACAAUGAAAAAGGACGCAGAUUACAGUGCUAA
Molecule: messenger RNA, 309 nt
Organism: Brugia pahangi
Lineage: Eukaryota; Metazoa; Nematoda; Chromadorea; Rhabditida; Onchocercidae
Source: the annotation of a GenBank genome assembly